AUGGCCGAUGACACCGGUGUUGCUGAGGAUACCUCCAUUACCUUCACCGUCAAGUCCUCCACCGAUGCCAAGUUCACCCUGAGCCUUCCUGUCUCCACGCCGGUCUCGGAACUGAAGCAGAAGCUAUCGAGCUCUGAUUAUGCCGAUACCCCCGCCGAACGCCAGCGUCUGAUCUACUCCGGUCGUGUUCUGAAAGACAAUGAGACGCUAGAGAGCUACAAGAUCAAGGAUGGUCACACCAUCCACUUAGUUAAAAGUGCCGCAAGCAACCAGCAGCGCCCGAACCCGACUGGCCAAUCCAGCUCAACAACGGCACCUGCUGGCACCACCCCGAAUCAACCCGCGGCUGGUGUCCCCACCAACCUCGCUGCUGGCACUGGCAACAACCCUUUGGCUGGUCUUACUGGUGCACGAUAUGCUGGGUUUGCCCAGCUUCCUGGGGCAGGUCUCUUCGGCCCAGAUGGUGGGAUGGGCCCUCCUCCGGACUCUGACCAAAUGUUGAACAUGCUUGAGAACCCCCAAUUCCAGUCACAGAUCAACGAGGCUCUGCAGAACCCCGCGAUGAUCGAUAUGAUGAUCCAACAAAACCCCAUGCUCCGUGAUAUGGGACCUAUGGCGCGAUCGAUGUUGGAAAGCCCGGAGUUCCGCCGGAUGCUGACUGAUCCCAAUCACAUUCGCCAGAUGAUGCAAAUGCAACGAGCGAUGGGUGGUAUGGGUGGUGGUAUGGGCGGCGAGGCUUCCUUUCCCGCUCCAGGCUUGACCAACACCACCGCUCAAGACGGUCAGAACAAUCCGCAGCAAAACCCUCCUCCCAAUCCGUUUGCUCAAAUGGGGCAGAAUCCCCUUGGAAACCCAUUCGCACAGCUCUUUGGGGGUGCCAAUCCUUUUGGCAAUCCCGCUGCAGCUGGUAACACCCAGCCCACUGGCACGCAAGGUGGCCAGGGCACUACAGAGCGGUCUGCUGCUGGAGAGGGACAGACUCCCGAGGCUGGUCAGGCUCAAGCCCAGGCUCAAAAUCCCUUUGCAUCAAUGCUCAACCCGGCUCUAUUUGGCAAUGGUGGUGGUCAGGGCAUCAACCCUUUCAAUCCUCAGCAAAACCCGUUCCUGCGUGACCCUGCACUGAUGCAACAGAUGAUGCAGGCGAUGGGUGGACAAGGUGGACAAGGUGGAGAAGGAGGCGCGGCUGGUACAAAUCCACUGGCAGCUUUGCUCGGAGGUGGUGGCUACGGUGGUGGCUUCGGCGCCCCACAGCCACCGGACAACCGACCCCCGGAGGAACGCUACGCUGAUCAGCUCCGCCAGUUGAACGAUAUGGGCUUCUUUGAGUUUGAGCGAAACAUUGAAGCUCUGCGUCGCACCGGCGGUAGUGUUCAAGGAGCUGUUGAGUAUCUGCUGAGCGACCUGUCAUGA
Penicillium cinerascens is the source of this 1410-nucleotide messenger RNA. RefSeq names its product ubiquitin domain-containing protein DSK2. The record is from RefSeq and is a predicted model, not a curated record. Gene Ontology annotation, biological process: ubiquitin-dependent protein catabolic process. Gene Ontology annotation, molecular function: polyubiquitin modification-dependent protein binding. Bases 1 to 1410 code for a protein of 469 amino acids. Gene Ontology annotation, cellular component: cytosol. The transcript has 2 exons. NCBI's taxonomy places the organism in Eukaryota, Fungi, Ascomycota, Eurotiomycetes, Eurotiales, Aspergillaceae.